AUGGCAACAAACAGGCGUGAGCUGUCAUUGGCAGAAAAAAAUGCAAUUGCUGAAUUACAUAGAGCGGGUAUCAAGGGUUUAGAGAUAGCUAAGCAAACGGGACAUCCACUACCAACUGUGUAUGGUGUUUUGAGACGUUUGAAAGACAGAGGGAGUAUAGAAAAUCAGGAUCGAAGGGGGAGGCCGUCUUUGUUGUCAGAGAGGGAUAGUCGGAAACAUGGAACUACAAUUCAGAGAAAAAUAUAUGAGGAAGGAUUUCACAAGUGUGUUGUAAAAAAGGCUAUCCGAAUUCGUGCAGAAAAUGUGAAAAAGCGACUUGUGUGGUGCAAGCUGAAUAAAGGGAAAACUGUAAAUGAACACUGGAAAAAAGUUAUCUUCAGUGACGAAUGUAAGGUGGAAUUGGAUAUGGAUAAACGUGUUCUUGUUUGGAGACGGCCCGGAGAAGAGUGGACCCCCCCUUGCUUGAAUCCCAGUCGUGGUACACGCACGAGUCUGAUGAUCUGGGGUUGCAUUACCUACGAAG
Messenger RNA from Saccostrea cuccullata (small rock oyster), 523 nucleotides. RefSeq lists its product as uncharacterized. Gene Ontology annotation, molecular function: nucleic acid binding. NCBI's taxonomy places the organism in Eukaryota, Metazoa, Mollusca, Bivalvia, Ostreida, Ostreidae. The record is from RefSeq and is a predicted model, not a curated record. The transcript is spliced from 2 exons. The annotation marks the transcript as partial.